Suillus clintonianus is the source of this 4197-nucleotide messenger RNA. RefSeq lists its product as uncharacterized. Gene Ontology annotation, molecular function: 3'-5' exonuclease activity; nucleic acid binding. The transcript is spliced from 8 exons. The coding region runs from base 1 to 4197 and encodes 1398 amino acids. Lineage: Eukaryota; Fungi; Basidiomycota; Agaricomycetes; Boletales; Suillaceae. The record is from RefSeq and is a predicted model, not a curated record. Gene Ontology annotation, biological process: nucleobase-containing compound metabolic process.
AUGAAGCCGACAGCACCACCCGUCAAACGAGGGCGUGGAAGACCGAGAGGAAGCAAGAAUCAACCAGGUGCAGGACAUGUUGGCAGGCCACGCAAUGAUGGACAGCCCCCUCGAAAACGGCAUAAAGGACACGACGAUGCGGAGAUGUUGGAGGCACCUACUGCCUCAACCGUCGUGCAAACACCGCACAUUUCGCCCCUCAAUACUGAUGCCCAAGGACAGCAAUCUGAGCCUGCUGCCAGCAUUUCGCCUCAAACCUCAACCCACCAGCCACGGGACUUCUCUGAGUCUGGACUGGCCGCGACUAUACGCGAGGCUGAUCCACCUGCGGAGUCGGCAGCUACGAGCAGCGGGAUGACUCGGCGGCAGCCGUGGAGGCACGAUGCAAAUGCACCUGCACUGCCACCAUCACCAACGGUUGAGCCGCAGAGUGCGACGGGUCUUAUUGAUGUUCCUGAGAACCCGUAUGGCUCUGAUCUCGAAGCACCUGCCCCUCGCGAUGACACUGAAAGUGAUCAGGAUGAGGAAGCAUCCCUGGAAGACGAGUUUCGCCCUGUUCCUGAUGACGGAGGAGAGGACGAAGACACGGAGCAUGGAAGGGGGACCUCGACAUCUGGGUCUGUAGGCAGAUCUUCGUCGAGGUCAACAAUGCCACUUUGGCUUAGCGAGUCCUAUAAAGCUGUAGAGACGAUGUUGAAAAAAGAAAUCAAGCAGACCUUCUUUGUUUGGCUCCCGCACUGUUUGCUGGGUGACCGCAUUCCCUGCCCUCAAUGCAAAGCAAACAAUGAGCUGACAAACCAAGGAAAGCCGGUUUUUCUUCAGCGGCUUGGAUGGAUCGGAAAGCCUCGACGUGUGGUUGAUGUAGCUCGGAAUGUCUACAUCAUUGGGUACCGCUACAACUGUGUCCACCCUGGAUGCCGCAAGACAUAUCGAAGCUGGAGCUCCGCAAUUCUCAAUGUUCUUCCUGCACCAGUGGCCAUGCAAUUCCCCUUCCAAUUGACUUACCGCAGUGGGCUCUCAAAUAGCCUCGUUUUGCUUUUGCACUCCUCGAUCAGGGCAGGGAUAGGACCAGUGCCAUUCAUGCAGAUGUUGCAGUCAUUCCACUACGAACACUUCGACAAUCUUCACCUUCAAUACCUGGAGCUCGUGCACGACCGCUACAAAAGUUGUCCGAAACAGUUUUGGGUCCGCAAGCAAGCAUUCGGCUUGUUCAGUGACCGAAAUGGCUACGCUGGAUUUGUACCAAGUGCAGGGUACCUCCGUCGCUUUUAUGACAUGAUUAUCGAACAGCGAUCGACGGAGAUGAAACAGUGUAUUGCCAUGCUCCCGGCGAGAAUUAUCAAACGGCUCGGUAGGGUGGGCAGUGCUCCCCUAUUCACUGCACUUCAUACUGUGGUGAAUGAGUACUCCGAGAUUCGGUCCAUGCUCUUCACAAUGAUGAAGGGACAUGAUCAAUACAUGCCCAAUCUGCGCGAAAUCAGCGAGUCACUGGCGAAGUUUGGACAUCCUGAGGUCCAGGCUGUUUUCACCGAUAACGUCCGCGCAGACAAAAACGAACUCGAGCGAGUGUUCCCGUCCCUCUUAAAAGACGUUGUCCCCGUCCUCCCACAUAGUUCCCUUCCCCUGCUUGAAUUUCCUCAUGGAUCAUGGACCGUCGUCGAGCUGAGCAACACCCAUCAAGUCAAUCACCGCUUUGAUGUCAUCAUGAACCAUCGAACAACGACAAACCCGAACGUUACGGUUGCAUUCGACAUGGAAUGGCCAGUCAAUUUGGAGACGGGAAUCCACGGUCCUGUUGCCUUGAUUCAAGUGGCAUAUCAAAAUACUGUCUAUCUAAUUAAGACUGCUCCGUUUCUCGAAAAUGGUGUCAUCAAGCUCCCACACUCCCUCCUCGUGUUUUUGCGUUCGCCACUGUUUAAGAAAGUUGGUGUUUCAGUCGGAGCUGACUUCAAGCGGCUGCAGAAUGACUGCGGGAUGCAUCAUGGUGCAGCAUCGGAUGAACCGUUUGCAGGACACGUGGAGCUGGGAGCAAUGGCUAAGGAGCGUGGUGCUACCGUGAAGAGGACUGUGGGGCUUGCUGAACUCGUCGGAAUACUUCUCGGCAGGCACCUACCGAAGGACCCCCAAGUCCGUGUUAGCCCUCGGUGGGCUGAUGCAGUGCUCCCCCAGGAGUACAUCAACUAUGCUGUGCUCGAUGUCUAUGCCAUCUCCCAGGUGCAUUUACAGCUCGCGGGGAUGGACAUUGCCCAGCCUGUUGUGGCCACCACCCCUAGUGGGACUGCAAUUGCACUCCUGGCACCUGACGGACAGGAGGUGGCUCACGGAAUUGUGGCCCUCGAACGUCCUCCUGCCCUCGAUGGUGUUGACGUGUCACCGAAACGAGUCGUGAUGACAGUUUCUAAGGUGCUCGUGUCAUCUUUCCUGCUUCCUGCUCGCCUACAGAAAGCAAAGCAGGCAAAAUCACUCGCGUCAUUCAGCAGUACUCCGUUUUCUAUUGUUGCUGAUAUCCGAAACCUUCGCAUCUGCCCCUCAACUCACAAUGAAGGCUCUGAUGGUCCAUCAUCUGGUUCAUACACGGAAACCCUUGGCGACCACCAGGAUCCCGAGUCUGGAGUCUUGGAUGCAGGAUAUAUUGAUAGCAGCAGCCCUCUGACGAGCACUCUUGUCCCAAAUGAGGAUGAGUGUGAUGGUGAUUCGGAGACCAGCCCUGAACAGACUAUCGAGGGCUCCUUGCGAGAUCCAGCUGCAGAAGCUACACUUGUGGGGGUCAUGGAGCCCUAUGUGAAUGUUGCAGCGAGGAACAACUCCAUCAUUCGUUCACGUGUUCUAUACGACAAUUUUCAUUGCUACCAUCAAUUCCCGAUCGCUCGCCACCAUGGGCUCAGACGGCCGUUUGCACGAGCACUCAGUGCAGCAUUUUUCAUACCGGUCGUGGAGGACAAGGCCGCCAUGGAAGCAGUACUGAAGGACUUCGGGACGACGUACAACGCUCAGCUUUUAUCAAAACCUGAGUGGGUGCUGUCACGAGUCCGGCGUCAUGUACCUCCACCUGAAAUUCUCCUGCCCCGUGUUGCUGACGUCAUCAGAACCUACGGUCCAAUCAAGGAUGCAACAACAGGACAACCACUUUUCAAUGACCGUGCUUGGGAAAUCGCAAAACACGUCAUGGAAAAUGUCCAGCUUGGAUACUACUCAGAUCCUGCAGACGUUGACCUUUACUUUGAGAUCGGGAAAGAUCAGCAUGGCCUGAUGUUGUACCGCUGUUGCCGUGGCACCAACAGUGUCGAAGGUGGUGUUCACCAGAAUCUCAUACGGCGCUACACAUCAUUCAAUACAUUGCCUCUUCAUGCUAUUAAUGUUGGCAACAUGAACCGCACCGGCAAAGCAUAUGUCGGACACUUUAAUGUCCCGCUAAAGAAUCACAUUGCUCGACUGCUGACCUUAACAAUGGAUGCACUAGUUCCUGCAAGCAGUGACUUUCGGUGUGGUUGGGUGAACGGCAAUGACUACGAGCUCGCACACGAGACUUUCGGCAUGAUCCAGUUUUUGCCCGCGUUUUUCAAGCCACUCGGAAUGUUGGAGUUCAACGAAGUCUUUGCACGCGAGCAGAACAUUCGGCACAAGUUCGUUGCAGAGUCCCAGGGCACGCUCAUGGCAAUUUUGCCUGUCCACACACGCGAGGAACGUGACCUUUUCCAGCUCCUCGUCCAGUCGUCUCCAUUAUUUUCGGAUUCCAACCGGCAACCGAACUGGACAGCUCUCGCAGUCGUUUGGGCUGGACAUGCUGAUGGCCGUAACAUUUUCUAUAAGCUCCCAGAACACCUCAAGACAUACUACAAGACAUGGACAGAUUUUUGCAAUGAGCAAAACACAAUUUCGCUCAACGCUGAAGCGAGUCGGCGCAUCCGUGCUCUCGUCCGCUCUGCCCCAACCAAUGUCACCAUCAAAGCACCCACAGCACUCCCCACAACCCUGCGUGACUCACUGGCAGUCAGCCCGUGUGUUGACAUCGACGAGGUCAACUCGUGGCAGAUUGGCAAGCUACUCGCUGACCAUGCCCUGCAGCGGUCAGCAGUCCACUAUCUUUAUGCUGACACCACUAGUAUGCACAUGCAUUCCUCGGUCACAGGAUCCUCGCGCGAGCGCAAACGAAAGGCAGGCAGCCACCCUACUACUACAACAGCAUCAGGUAACUGA